AUGACUCAAUCCCAAGUUUUGGAAUUUGUGAGGAACCAAUGCAAAAAUGGCGGGUUGGCAAAAGCCGACGAUGCUUUGCAUUAUUUUAAGGUUAUGAUUCGGCUGAACCCUUUGCCUUCAACUCCCAUUUUCAUCCAGCUCUUGGGAGCUGCAGUGAGGAUGAAGCAUUAUGCUAUCGCCAUCCACAUGAUCGAGCGGAUGGACUCCAUGGCGAUAUCUCGCAACCUUUACGUUCUCAGCAUUCUGAUAAAUUGCCUCAGCCACAUGAAAAUGUCUGAUCCUGGGUUUUCCGUUUUGACCAAAAUGUUCAAGCUUGGGGUUGAACCGAGUGUGGUGACCUUGAACACUUUGCUCAACGGGCUCUGUGAAGAGGGUAAGACCGCACGAGCCUUGACCUUGGUGGAAGAAAUGUGGGGCAAAGGGUUUAAGGUCGAUGACUUUACGUGUGGGGUCAUGGUGAAGAGAUUGUGUAGAUCCGGUAAUACCUCGACAGCUGUUCGGUUCAUGAGGGAUAUGGAAGAAAAAGGUUGCGAGCUGAAUGUGGUCAUGUGCAGCACGAUCAUCGAUAGUUAUUGCAAGGAAGGACUGGCUGCACAGGGAUGUCCUCCAAAUGGUGUCAUGUAUGGCAUUAUUAUCCGAGCACUCCUUGAAGAUGGUCAGAAAGCGAGGGCAAUGCUUCUUUUAGGGGAGAUGGUUGAGAAAGGCUUCUCAGAAGAUGCAUCGACAGCUAAAUUUUUGGGUGCAUCAGCUAACAGUACAUUAGAAUCCUGA
Molecule: messenger RNA, 771 nt
Organism: Syzygium oleosum
Lineage: Eukaryota; Viridiplantae; Streptophyta; Magnoliopsida; Myrtales; Myrtaceae
Product: pentatricopeptide repeat-containing protein At1g12300, mitochondrial-like
Exons: 2
Coding region: 1-771 (256 amino acids)
Molecular function (GO): protein binding
Source: RefSeq, a predicted model, not a curated record